Messenger RNA from Doryrhamphus excisus (bluestripe pipefish), 2134 nucleotides. RefSeq names its product zinc finger protein 385D (gene znf385d). Gene Ontology annotation, molecular function: nucleic acid binding; zinc ion binding. Gene Ontology annotation, cellular component: nucleus. The record is from RefSeq and is a predicted model, not a curated record. NCBI's taxonomy places the organism in Eukaryota, Metazoa, Chordata, Actinopteri, Syngnathiformes, Syngnathidae.
ACACACACACACACACACACACACGCCUGAGGAGUGUAUGAGCCAUGCUGGACACACACACACACAAACACAUACACUGACCGGGAGUGAAGCAGAGGAGCGAUGGAGGGCAGCAUCUUCUUCGGUAACAACUGUCACAACGGCCUUGUGCCCGCCAACGCCCGGCCCGCCGUGCCGUCUGUUCACAGCGCACUUGGCAUGAAGCAUUUUCUUCCUUUUCCCUUGGACAACGCCUCAGCAGCCGUCAGACUCUUCCCAGGAUUCAACGCGAUGGACCCGGUCCAGAAGGCCGUCCUGCAUCACACCCUUGGCCUCCCACCCGCUGCCAAGCGCAAGCACGUCUCCUGCAGUGUCUGCCAGCUGAGAUUUAACUCGCAGAGCCAAGCCCUGGCCCACUACAAGGGGACCAAGCACGCCAAGAAGUUAAAAGCCCUGGACACUCCCAAAAGUAAGCUGAAAGGCUCAGCGGUCGCCAAGGAGACGGGUGGCCAGGAGGCUGCCGCAGGCGUCAACAACUCGCAGGUCGCCGGCAGCGCCGAAAGGAAAGAGGGUGUCCCCUGCACAGCGGUGACUCCGGUGUCCCCCGUACUCACACUGCCACAUCCCCUUGAGCCUACAUCCACCCUCGCGACCCCGACACCUGCAGUCAGUGCCUCGCCACCAGUCCCGGACGCCCCAGAGACUACCUCAGCUGCCGGGAUGGACGAGGGGCCGCUACAGCUCCACUCGCCCUCAGAACCAGACCUGGACCCUGACGUAGAAGCCGAGGAGGAGCCAGACCCAGAGACAGAGGAGGAGAAAGCUCGGCGUCUUCUUUACUGCUCGCUGUGCAAGGUGGCGGUCAACUCCGCAUCGCAGCUGGAGGCUCACAAUAGUGGUACCAAGCACAAGACCAUGUUGGAGGCCCGCAGUGGGGUUGGCUCCAUCAAGUCCUUCCCACGGGCUGGAGUCAAAGGCAAACUGGCGCCGCCGUCCAAAACGUCGACGGGCCUACAGAACAAAACUUUUUACUGUGAGACGUGCGACGUGCACGUCAACUCCGAGACACAGCUGAAGCAGCACAUCAGCAGUCGUCGUCACAAAGACAGAGCCGCAGGGAAACCAGCCAAGCCCAAAUACAGCCCCUACAGCAAACCACAGAAAGGAGCCACCAAGCAGACGCAGAUAAAGCUGACCUUGGGGAAAGAGCGUCAGUGCCCGCCCCUCGCCGCCCACAUGCUACCCGCCCACUUGGCAGCGAUGGCGGCCGCCAUCAACAACACCUUCACGCAUCGCACCGCCGGCCACACCGCCAACAGCGCCACAGCUCCCACCCUCUUCCAGACACAGCCCCUCCCCGCCGCCUUGCUCCGCCCCGCUCCCGGGCCUGUCAGGACCUCCCACCCUCAAGUCCUCUUUGCCCCCUACUGACCCCCCUCCUCCUCCCACCAGCACUCCAACCAGUCUAUGCAUUCAGGGUUCAUGCCGUGAUUGACACCUGUCGCCACUCCCGACGAGGCUACAUGAACAGCUAAGACGCGACCGCGCCUCUCUGACGAAGGGGAAGGGGCCCGAAGACCGCGGAUGCACAUUUGACGGCAAUAAUGUAAACCACAUGUGAACUAUGCAGACUUCAUGAUGAUGUUCGUGUCACUCUCUUCGUGUUUGCACUUCAGCCUCUGUUGACGUGCACGGAAGACACUAGAUGGUGUUUGAUGGUGACAGUGUGUGUUGUUUUUCUAUUUGUCCUUACGUGUGUGUGUGUGUUUGAGUGAACGUUCCAUCCAUGCGCCAGGCAUCCUUGUCGACAUGUCUGAGACCACAUGACGGACCACCCAUGCUUCUGUGUUCCAUGUCUAUGUGUCAAAGGUGAAGCAUUUGACGGAAAUAAAAGAGUCCUACUUUGGUAAAAGUGCUGCAGUUACUGUAGGUUCUUCAAGUGAGUGACAAGCCUCAGGUAGGAAACGUGGAGUUGAAAAUGGUGUAUGAUAUACGCAAAUGUCCAAUACAUGAGUCAAGUGUCCACGUAAUAAAAUUUCAUAUUGUGGCACGCACAAGUCCGUAUGCACAGGACACUGUGCAGACACAGAUACUGUGAGCUAUGCAAAAAUUCACAUCUUACAAUGAACACUAUACUCAUCACACAGCAACUUCA